Hemiscyllium ocellatum (epaulette shark) is the source of this 2573-nucleotide messenger RNA. RefSeq names its product transmembrane protein 87A-like. Lineage: Eukaryota; Metazoa; Chordata; Chondrichthyes; Orectolobiformes; Hemiscylliidae. The transcript has 20 exons. The record is from RefSeq and is a predicted model, not a curated record. Gene Ontology annotation, biological process: retrograde transport, endosome to Golgi. Gene Ontology annotation, cellular component: Golgi cisterna membrane; Golgi apparatus. The coding region runs from base 40 to 1836 and encodes 598 amino acids.
CGGAGGCGGAAGUGACGUUUUGUGUUGUGGCACUGGGAGAUGGCGUUUGAUGAUUUGGGGGUAAACAGAAUGCUGGGCCUACUAAUAGGAAACAAAUGGUAUGCUUGGGUUUGUUUGGCUUUACUCAGCGUUUUCAGGGCCGGUAUCGCCGCGGAGGUGUCUAAAUGGAGCAUUCCUGUUACCGAGCUCAAUUCUAAUUAUACAUUCAGGAAGACUCUUUUCAAUGGCAGCACUAUUUUUUUAAAAUUUCUUGAUGGGAAGAAUACGUGUGAUCCCUCAUUGACUUUUAACAUUUCAUGGUACCUCAGGUAUUCACACUGCUACAAUGAAGUCUUCAACAUGCCAGAUGGGCAAAGUAUCGUUUACUUUGAAAAUAAUCGUGAAGUUCAUGAUGGAUGGUCAGGAAGCUAUGCACAGAAUUUUAUUGUUGACAACUGCACAGAGCUCUUGAAGCCGCAGUUGUACCAGCCAUCUGUAAUCCAUGUGAAGAAAUUGCAGCCCCUGAAAGAGAAUCCAAGAAACAUUCAAGAUGACAAUAAAGAUAAUACAACAACUGAAGUAAUUUCAUCUCCCCACUCUACAUCUGAGAGGACUGGCUUGUUCACAAGUUGGGAAGAUGGGCCGUAUUUAUUUAUACUUAAAAUACAGGCAUCGCAUAAAGAUUCAAAGAAAGAAGAGAACAGCCAAGGCACAAUAUCUGCUGCAAACGUAGCUCAGCAGAGGACCAAAAAAAUGGAGGAAAACUCUAAGGUCAAGUCUGUGCCAGCAGAGCAAAAUCACCUAUCACUCACAAUGGUUGUGGAAAUGAAAGGGCAAUAUGAUUUCAUCUCCCCUGCAGACUGGCCACUAAUGAUGUUUUUCAUGGUGAUGUGCAUUAUGUACGUGCUGUUUGGGGCACUUUGGCUGGUCUGGUCUGCGUGCUACUGGAGGGACCUCCUACGCAUUCAGUUUUGGAUUGGAGCAGUCAUCUUUCUGGGAAUGCUGGAGAAAGCUGUCUUUUAUGCAGAGUUCCAGAGCAUCCGAUACAAGGGUCAAUCAGUGCAAGGAGCAGUGAUUUUUGCAGAAUUACUUUCUGCGCUGAAGCGUUCUCUUGCUCGUGUUCUGGUCAUCAUAGUCAGUCUUGGAUAUGGAAUUGUGAAGCCACGUCUGGGAGCCAUGCUGCACAGAGUAGUUGGUGUUGGCGUUCUCUAUUUAAUUUUCUCAGCAAUUGAAGGGAUUCUUCGAGUCACAGGAGAGAAUUUCGACUUGGCCCUUCUGGCUUUUAUCCCUCUGGCUGUUCUCGACACUGCCCUUUGCUGGUGGAUCUUCAUCAGCUUGACACAAACCAUGAAGAUGCUGAAGUUGAGAAGGAAUGUUGUGAAACUUUCUUUAUACAGGCAUUUCACAAACACACUCAUCUUUGCUGUCAUAGCGUCAAUCUUUUUCAUUAUUUGGACAACCAAGAAGUUCCGGCUGGCAGACUGUCAAUCAGACUGGAGAGAACGGUGGAUAGAUGAUGCAUUCUGGCGAUUGUUGUUUUCUGUCAUUCUACUGGUCAUAAUGAUCUUAUGGAGACCUUCGGCAAACAAUCAAAGGUUUGCUUUUUCCCCUCUGGCAGACGAUGAUUAUGAUGAUGAACUAAAAGAACCAAUGCUGAACGAAGCUUUUGAGGGAAUGAAGAUGAGGGGCACAAAAACAGAGUCUAAUGGCUCUGCAAAACUUAAUAAAGUGGAUGAAGAUCUGAAAUGGGUUGAAGAGAAUGUUCCGUCUUCCAUGGCAGAUGUUGCACUUCCGGCACUUCUCGACUCAGAUGAGGAAAUUAUGACGACAAAAUUUGAGAUUUCAAAAAUGGAGUAAAAAUUACAUGAACACAAAACAUUGCACUUGUUCUUGAAAUAAUAACUGUCGAGGAAAAGAUGUCUUCAGACUGCACAAAGCACCGAAACUGUACAGUGUCACAUGACUUCACUGGGAUUGGGUGGGCAGAGGUGUGUUUUAUACUUGGAUAAAGUAAAAUUCUGUUUAUUUUAAAUGACUAAAUUAUUUUGCUAGUGCUUGCCAUAAGGUGUCUAGUUUGGGUAAAAUUAUGUUCUUUGUUCCAGUAAAAUAGCUGGUCUGCUGCUAUUCCUAAGCAAAAAGUGUUACACAGAGGUCAAAGUUGCAAGUCAACACUACCCAGCUGAUGUUAUUUCUUACUUUCCAACUCCUCUUUGCCAAAUGAAGUGAAAAAUAGGGCUGCCUAUGUACUCCGUGCCAGGUUUCUCACUAACAUGCAGGCAGUACACUGGAGAUGUUGUAUUACCACUAGUCCUGUGCAACUCCAGAGAAUUAUUUCCUGUUCCCAGGAUACUUCUGGUGAUAAUUUGUGUAUAAUUCCAGGAAAGAGGUCAGUUUAGUAGUUUCUAGAGUGUACAUUUGGAUUUGAGGAGCUGACUGCCAGUAAUGCUGGCAGAUGGACUGUGCAUUUAGCUUCAAUUGGCAGAAAAAUUAAGUCUGUAAAUCUGGUGUUGGAGAAGUUUGCUAAAACUAUCAAGGCAGCCUUAUUGUGAUUAUCUUGUUUUCAAAUCAAAUAAAAUUGUAUGGGUGAAAUUCUA